This is a messenger RNA of Metarhizium album ARSEF 1941, 1521 nucleotides long. Its product is annotated as Serine/threonine-protein kinase SSN3. NCBI's taxonomy places the organism in Eukaryota, Fungi, Ascomycota, Sordariomycetes, Hypocreales, Clavicipitaceae. Gene Ontology annotation, molecular function: cyclin-dependent protein serine/threonine kinase activity; RNA polymerase II CTD heptapeptide repeat kinase activity; ATP binding. Bases 1 to 1521 code for a protein of 506 amino acids. The transcript has a single exon. Gene Ontology annotation, cellular component: nucleus; mediator complex. Gene Ontology annotation, biological process: protein phosphorylation. The record is from RefSeq and is a predicted model, not a curated record.
AUGCCUCUGCGAAUGCGGAAUGGAGGCCACUUCCACCAUGCGGCAUCAGCCUCUUCGCUCCCGUUUGCUUCAUCCUCGGCUCACCACCGCUAUGCAGAUACGCAUGACCGCCCCGGCGCCUUCCAUCCCCGCCUUCGGGUCAUGGACCGGUACAGAAUCGUCGGCUUUAUCAGUAGUGGCACUUAUGGACGUGUGUACAAGGCCGUCAGCCGUGUCAGCACCGUGGCUGUUCGUACGACGACGACGACGACGACGACGACGACAUCCAGCACCACCUCCUCCGACAUCACAGCCACAUCAUCGUCACAAUUCCCCGCAGGCUCCAGCUCCGGCUCCGGCUCCAGCUCCAGCAGCGCGGCGGGCGGUCAGGAAGUAGCCAUCAAAAAGUUCAAGCCCGACAAGGAGGGCGAGCAGAUCAGCUACACGGGCAUCUCCCAGAGUGCCAUUCGGGAAAUGAGCCUCUGCAGCGAACUUCGGCACCACAACGUCAUCCGCCUGGUCGAGACGCUGCUGGAGGACAAGUGCAUCUUCAUGGUUUUUGAGUAUGCCGAGCACGAUCUGCUGCAAAUCAUCCACCACCACACCCAGCAACCGCGGCAUCCCAUCCCCCCGACCACCAUCAAGAGCAUCAUGUUUCAGCUGCUCAACGGGUGCCAGUACCUGCACACCAACUGGGUGCUGCAUCGUGACUUGAAACCCGCCAACAUCAUGGUCACCUCGGCGGGCGAGGUCAAGAUCGGAGACCUGGGUCUGGCCAGGCGGUUCGACAAGCCCAUGCACUCCUUGUUCAGCGGCGACAAGGUCGUCGUCACCAUCUGGUACCGCGCGCCCGAGCUCAUCCUUGGCUCGUACCACUACACGCCGGCCAUUGAUCUGUGGGCCGUGGGCUGCAUCUUUGCCGAGCUGCUCUCUCUACGCCCAAUCUUUAAGGGUGAGGAGGCCAAGAUGGACAGCAAGAAGACGGUGCCCUUCCAGAGGAACCAGAUGCAAAAGAUAGUCGACAUCAUGGGCAUCCCGACUCGCACCAAGUGGCCGCUGCUGCCCACGAUGCCAGAGUUCAGCCAACUCAACACCCUGCAGUCUCCGCCGUCUCACCACGGCCAUCACCACCACCACCAGCAGCAUCAACACCAACACCAACACCACGGUCAUUCCUCCAGCGGCAGCUCGACGUCCAACCUCGAAAAAUGGUACUACAACACCAUUUCCAACGCUCCCCAAAGCGGGUCGUCGGCCCCGUCAUUGACAUCCCUCGGUCCAGAGGGAUACAAGCUCCUCGCCGGGCUCUUGGAAUACGACCCUACCAAGCGUCUCACGGCUGCGCAGGCGCUUCAGUCGACAUUCUUCACCACCGGCGACCGCGUCAACACCAACGCUUUCGAAGGCCUCAAGGUGGAGUAUCCCCAUCGCAGGGUCAGCCAAGAUGACAACGACAUUCGCACGAGCAGUCUCCCCGGCACCAAGAGGAGCGGAUUGCCCGACGACUCGUUGCUGCGGCCUCCUAAGCGCGUCAAGGAGUAG